Molecule: messenger RNA, 1313 nt
Organism: Aphidius gifuensis
Lineage: Eukaryota; Metazoa; Arthropoda; Insecta; Hymenoptera; Braconidae
Product: clavesin-1-like
Exons: 6
Coding region: 259-1308 (349 amino acids)
Cellular component (GO): membrane
Molecular function (GO): phosphatidylinositol bisphosphate binding
Source: RefSeq, a predicted model, not a curated record
UAUAUUUUCAUUCUAAAUUCACAAUAAAUUUACUCGAUAAUUAAAAAGAAAAAAAAAAAAAAAAUUACUCCAAUUUAAACCAUGAUAUUGAUGCAAUAAAAAGUUUCUCUUUUUUUUUUUUUUGUAUGGUGAAAAUAAAAAUGAAAAAGAUUGUAUAACAACAUGAAAUUCACAUGAACAUAAUGAAACUAAAAAUUGACAAAGUAACGGUUUCGAUUGAGAAUUUUUUUUAAAAUUUCCUUUCAGAACUAUCGUCCAAUGUACAGUCACCCAGUACACUUUGCCGGUCAGUCAUCACAAACUUACCUGUGCGGUAACAAGUCCACGGAACAAAGAGCCUCAGUAACAUUAAUCCAUGAAGCAAUGGCGGAAUACUGCGAAUACAUGUGGAAUCCUACUCGAGGACUAUCAACAGAGCUUGCAAGAAACAUCUAUCCUGAUGUAUCAAAAAUGAAAACAAAAGAUAAAAAAUUAGCUGUUAAAACUGUUCGUGCUAUACUUCGAAGUAUGCCAAAUGUAGAUUUAUCAAAAUGCACAGAUGAAUACAUAACACGUUUUCUCUUCUCGAGAAAAUACCAUGCUGAUAAAACAGCUGCAUUGAUUGGAGCUUAUCAAGCUCAAAUUGCAAAUCGUCCAGAUAUAUUUGAAAAUUUAACAGCCAGAGAUCCAGCAAUUCAACGAGCACUUAGAGCUGGAAUUCCUGGAGUUCUUCCAGCUCGAGACAAAAAAGGCAGAUGUGUUCUCAUAAUAUUAGCAUCACAAUGGGAUCCAAUAGCAGUGCCUGCAAUUUCUGUAUUGCGUGCAAUAUUUUUAGUUCUUGAAAUAUUAAUACAAGAUCAACGUAAUCAGCAAUUUGGAUUUGUGGCAGUUGUUGAUUGGAGUGAUUUUUCAUUGCGUCAAGGUGGAGCACUAGGUGCAACAGCAGUUAAAAAUUUAAUUGUUGCAUUACGUGGAAGAUUUCCAGCAAGAUUUAAAGCAAUUCAUUUUCUAUCAACACCAUUGUAUGUUCAAGCAACAUUAACACUAAUUAAGCCUUUUCUUGACGAGAAAACACGACGAAAGAUUUAUCUACAUGGAAAUAAUAUGAGCACGCUUCAUGAGCACCUUCCAACUGAUAUUCUAUCAGCUGAACUUGGUGGUACUGGUCCUGCUUUUAAUCCGGGUUUUUGGGCUGAGCCAGUUAUUCAUUCAGCCAUGCGAGAAGCCGAGUUGGCUGCUAUCGAAAAAGAACAGACAAAUCAAAGCCCAAAAAAAGAAUCAAGUCAUAAUGAACAAGAAAAUUCAACGACUGAAUUUUUUGAUAAAUAAAUCUA